AUGCUGUCUGACGAAACAGUAAAUCGCAAAAAAGUCAGCCUCCUGAUACUUUUCCGAUACCCAAAGGGACACUUUUUGGCACCUCAAAUUCAAUUUAGGGCACUUUAAGACUACCAAACAUAGGUCAUUUAUGUCUUUGGGUUUUGGGUCAAAAUCUUGAACCACGAGAGAAAGUUUUACUACUUCGAUUUUCUUGAAAUUUAUACCAAAUUAAUCUACUUAAAAAAUGAGUUCUAGCAUGUCUUACCCUUGAAAACUUCCUUGGGACCGCUGGGAGGUGUUUUAGCUGCAGGGACACUCGAAACUCCAGCAAAAGUUUUAACUUGA
Messenger RNA from Stylonychia lemnae, 327 nucleotides. The record is from the annotation of a GenBank genome assembly. NCBI's taxonomy places the organism in Eukaryota, Ciliophora, Spirotrichea, Sporadotrichida, Oxytrichidae.